This is a messenger RNA of Girardinichthys multiradiatus, 5420 nucleotides long. RefSeq names its product DnaJ (Hsp40) homolog, subfamily C, member 5ab (gene dnajc5ab). Gene Ontology annotation, cellular component: membrane; intracellular membrane-bounded organelle; presynapse. The transcript is spliced from 5 exons. NCBI's taxonomy places the organism in Eukaryota, Metazoa, Chordata, Actinopteri, Cyprinodontiformes, Goodeidae. The coding region runs from base 194 to 784 and encodes 196 amino acids. Gene Ontology annotation, biological process: regulation of synaptic vesicle cycle. The record is from RefSeq and is a predicted model, not a curated record.
GCUGCUGGUCUGUCUCUGAAUGAUUUAGCGGUGGAAAGAAUAGCGAAAACUGAGAUGCAAGAACAAUAAAAAACUUCAAGUUGGCUUCGUUCAAAAAGGAAAAACCAAGAGCCCAACUACCUCAGUUGGAGAGAAAAAGAGAGAAGCUGAGUGAGUAGGGGAACCAGCAAGAGAAGAGAGCAACAGAGCGGCUAUGGACCAUCAGCGGCAGAGGACUCUGUCCACUUCAGGAGAAUCGCUGUAUGCCAUGCUCGGAGUCGAGAAGAACGCCACAACAGAGGACAUCAAGAAAUGUUACAGGAAACUGGCGCUGAAGUUUCACCCAGACAAAAACCCGGACAACCCGGACGCAGCUGAAAAGUUUAAAGAAAUUAACAAUGCUCACUCCAUCCUGGUGGACCCCACCAAGAAGAACAUCUACGACAAAUAUGGAUCACUGGGUCUCUACGUGGCUGAGCAGUUUGGAGAGGAGAACGUCAACACCUACUUUGUUCUGUCCAGCUGGUGGGCCAAGGCUCUGUUCGCCUUCUGCUGCCUGGCAACAGGUUGCUACUGCUGCUGUUGCCUGUGCUGCUGCUGUAACUGCUGCUGUGGUAAAUGUAAACCUCGGCCGCCCAUGGACCAGGACCCCGAGUUCUACGUCUCCCCCGAGGACCUGGAGGCUCAGAUGACUGCUGAGGAAAGAGAUGGCAGUGAUCCCAUCGUCAUGCAGCCGUCAUCAGCCACAGAAACGACCCAGCUCACCUCUGAUGCACGCCAAAGCUACAAGACCGACACAUACUAAACACACACACACACACACACAUAAACACACACUUCAGCCUCAUAAGGCAAACAGAGGCUGCUGGGGCUGGGAGGUACAUCCACCUUUAUUUGUCAUUAAUAUUUUUGUCAAACAAGACAUAACAUUUAUACAGGCGGAUGCAUUAGAUAACCCAAUUCUCAUGUAUGGCUGCGCCAGCGUUUGAAUCUCUCCUCUCCUCAUCAAGAAUCAGUCAUAGCACGUCUUCCUCCUCGCUGCCAACUAAGCGUCUUUGUUGCUGGAUUUACUUUUUAAAGGGUCACCCAGCAGCAGAUGUUGAAGCUUUUUAGCCAAUCUGUUGCAGUUUCCACUGAAAUAUUGCUUUAGCAGAGAGGGGCUUGCCUCUUUGUCUGUAUUUGUGCUCUGUGUGAAUCAGUGGCAGCACCUCGUCUAUCUGUAUGCAUAGCUGUGAGCUUUGUGUUCACAUCCUUGUCCAAAUAUUCUUUAACAUGCCCCACCUUUAUUGUGACAUAUGUUCUGUAAUUGGAAUUAAAAAUAAUUCUGUUUCAGGGACGAUGUGAAAGAAAAUAAUAGGGUGGAAUAAUCUGGUUGCCCAGGUUUGCACACCUAAUAUCUGGUUGAACCUUUUGAUUCAGUGUCAGCAUUCAGCUUUUUUUAGUCCACAUCUUGACUGGGAAAUAUUUGCGCACUCUACUUAGCAAAGGUUCUCCAAAUCUGCAGUAGGUUGAAGAUAUCUCUUGUCCACAGCCCUCUCAGCUGGGUUUUUAUCUUCCAGAUUUAGGUUUUGUCUCCAAAACUUUCAUUUUUUGAUGAAGCUCUUCUUCUGAUCAUUUAGAUGUAUCCCUGCACUAAAAUAAAAAAAGAUCCUUGUUCAGCUUCAGGCUUCUAGCUGACAGCUCUUUUUAUCUGUUUACAACUUCCUCCACCUUGACAAAAACACUAGUUUUAUAUGAAGAGAAGUAAUCCCAGAGCAUCAUGCUGCCACCACCAUGUUUCUCUGUGAUGUUUGGUGUGUUUUGUGCCAAACAUACUUUUUUUGAAUAAAUAUUUAACAACUAAUACGUAAAUUCCAGACUGAGCUAAUCAUAUUAACUAGCUGCAGAUUUGUUACAAAGAGGCUGAAUGCUGAAAUUUAAUCAAAAGCUGCUUUUACAGAGUACAAAUGUACACCUACACAACCAGUUUGCACCUUUAUAUAUUCUUCCCACUAACAGAACGUGACUUUUUAAUGGGGAUGUGUGCACAAGCACUGUAAACUCUGUAACUACAUGUAAACACGAAAUUUAACAUAUUGGCCCUAAAAUCAGGGAAUCUUUGCUGAAAUCCAGUAUUAGUUUGCUGCAUCUAACCUGCUUUGUUUCAGAAUCGUUCUGAUUUUUCUCAGCUGAACAGAUUCUUUUGACAGAGAAUGACUUUGCUUUGUAUGAAGAUGCAUUGAAAUGAAGCACAUGACGGCACAGACGGGUGGAGAAAGGCAAGUUGUUAGCAACAAAAACCACAGCAUGUUUUCAUGCAUCUCCACUGUGUCUAAAGACCCAACUUAGCCCUAACAGCUGCUUUGUCUGUCAGACACAAACACACACACACACACACACACAUUAAUUUGAAACUCAUAAAGAUGAAGGACUGCAUCCACACAGAUAUGCAUCCCUGCCAGUUUUCUAGUUUGUCGCUUUUUUAACCACGUCCCCAGCCUGCAAAUGACUUCACUGAAAACAGACAUGAGCUCUCCAGUUUUUUCAAAUAUUUCAGGUAUGAUAUUAGGUGAAGGAACAGGAAGAAAUCUGGAGGUGGAGGGAAAAGGUAGGGAGAUAUAGAAAAUAUUUCCUCCAGCAGUAGCAAGUUAAUUACACAGCAUCUGAUCAUUUCCUUGGCAUUAAUAAUAUCAGCCAGAGGAAGCUCAACAAUGACCCAUCAAAACAAAAUCACUGGCAAAAACAGAAAUUUCACUUUAAAAGGGUCUUUCUUACAUUAGAGAAGAGAAAAAAUCUCAACUAGUGAUUUAUGCAAUAACUUUUAACAGUUUUAUUUUACAAAGUGUGUGUUUUUCUUCUAAGAUUGAAAUUGGUUCCAGUUUAUUAUAUUAAUAAUUUCAUGUUGCACUAGUCUGUAUGAUCACCAGCAUUACUUUGAAGACAACAUGUUGAGUCCUUCAGUCCAGAUUAUGCUUUCUGAAUCUGUAAAAGGUAAUAACGUAUCCAUCUGAUUUCAUAGGAAACUUUCCCGUUGAUCGUUUUAUCACUGUCUAGAAUGAGGGUACUUAAUCUGUCAUUCAUGGAGUUCCCAUCAGAUGUAACUACCAGGUGCCAUUAUGAAGUAGGUUUCCUUUCACCUUUCAUCAGAGCAGAGGUUUUUGGCAGCAUGCCUCAUUAAUUACUGAUAUUUAAACCCAGCUGAGACCUUCGACGACGAGCCGAUUAUUCCUCAGAGAAACGCGGCCGAUCUCACAGCUGCUCAGGAGGAAGCUUAUUGAGGGUUUGAACGUGUGAUCACGGCUGAACAGAGAGCAUGCCGUCCAGUGGAGCUUCGCUACACUUCCAGACCAUGAUAAAAUGGGCUGAGAUCAUUUUCCCGCCUCUUAUGGUGGCCAUGUUGGAUUUAAAUUAGUGAUGCACUGAUAUGAUUCCGAUAUCUGAUAUUAAUAUUGCUGUAAUGGCCAAUAACCAAUAUUUACCAAUAUUAUAUAUAAAUUUCCUCACCCUGUUAACACUGACAAAUAGUGCUUCUCUACUUCAGUUAAACAUCCCACAAUCCUGUGCUGCCUCACUAUCACUGUCACAUGACCAAACAAAUACCACAUGGACACCCCCUCCUCCUCAAGAGACACAAAUAGCAACAAGAUGGAAAUAAAUCGGUUGAUAUCGGCCCAGUUUUACUUAUUGGAGACAAUAAUCACAUGUUAAAAAACGUCAGCCUAUACCGAUGUUAAUGCAGAUAUAUCGUGCAUGCCUAAUUUAAAUGUGCCUGCCUGGCCUGCUCAGAUCAUACGGUGGGCGGUCUAUAGGUAUGCUUUCAGUGUCAGCAAACAUGUCGGUGUCUUUAAAAUUUACAUCAGAUGUCCACCAUCUUGGAUUUUAAAAUGGCCACCAUUUGUAUUGUUAUGUUUACAUGUUGUUUACAUGUUCACACAGAAAAAUAACAGUUUUUAUGUCUGGAAAACCUGUUUGAGAUGCCACUACUGUCGCUGUGGAAAAUGGUUCAUUGUAGGCGGGACGUAACCUUAGGGGUCUAAUCACACUCUGACCACUUUACUGCGAGUCAUAUUCACCCACCUGCUCUCAUAAACACUCCAGUCGGCUGCUUUUAAGCCAAUGACACAUUGACUUGUGGUUCUGGUUCUGAGCGGCAGUUGACCAGUAUUUGUACUGAGACACAGCUACCCCGUUUGCUCUUUUAGGAGCUGCAAAACUAAAGUUAGGAGUGAAAAUGACUUUAUUUUGUCUCUAUAUUUAAAUCCAAUAUGGCGGUCAUAGAUUGAGGAUCAUUUUGGUGACUCCUGGGUCUGAAUCCACAUAUAUGCAUUAUUUGGCACUUCCAUGUGUCCGGUCUGGCUGCUGUAAUGAUCAGCACCAGCACAGAACAGCCCAACUAGACUUGUCAGUUUCUCCACAGGGUUUCAGUCCUCCUCUUCUCCAUUUCUUCAUUUGUUUUCAAGCUGAAUUAAUUUCUACUUUCUUCAAAUAAAGGUUUGUUCAGACUCCGGUGUUCAAAGCACAGACAGCAGAAACCAUUCUGGUUAAAAACAGUCUCUGCGUUAUUGUAAAGUAGUUAUAGUACUGUAACUAGCGCCCUCUUGCUGUCACUGUUAUGAAUUUGUACACUGAUUAAUCACUUUUUUUAGUUUUUGAUUUGUUUUGUGAAAUGGUAAAAUGCUGUACAUGUUGUGUAUGUAGAUUUUCACUGUAUUUUGUCUGCAUCUGUAUUUGCUUUCUCCUUGUUGUUUUCCUUGAUGUUGUUCAUGAAGGGAGGAUCCUGAUAUCCAAAGUCUUAUUAAACUCGUUGUGUUUGUGGAAAAGCAGUUUACAACAAUCGAUCUCAUUAAGAAGGAGUUUUUUUUCUCUUACAUAUACAUUCGAAUCGUUUGGCUAAAUCAGAAGCCAGACUAAUUUAUUCACUUUGAUUGGAUAGCUCACUCCAACACCUACUCAUUAUGCAUCAUGCAUGUGAUGAGAACGUGCAAUAAGGAGCUGCUUUCCACCGCCAAAACGUCCCACCAGAUAAAUGAGUGUUUCAGGGAAUGCAAGUGUAGGUGCUCAGUGUAAACCACUGGAACUACAGGAUUUAAUGAGGAUUUCACCAAACAUCUCUUUGAGUGAAUGCAGCUUGAAUCCUGACACCUCCAUCAUUCAAAACAUUGAUAGAAAUACCAGGAACUGAUGUAAGUUUGGAUAUAGUGGCACAAUGAAAUUUAUCCUGCAGCAUUAUUUUAUUUAUUUCCUUUGAACUAUCUGAUUUAGCUGGUGUGUGAAGGGGGUGUUUAGAGUUUUAGAUGUGAAGAACCUGCUGUGUACACACGCAGUGCAACCUGUAGAUAUGUUGAGGUUUUUCUGUUUUUAGCAUGGACUCGUGUUUUUACCUGUCGGGCAGAGAUGUGUGUGUGGGAAAAUACAUGAAGUGUCCGAUGUUCUGUUGGAAAAUAAACAGUUCUGAUGCUUCA